AUGAAGAAUGAGAUUACGCCAAAUCUAUAUAAGGUUUUGAGAAGGUACAUUCAAUUGGAUAAGACGGAAGGAUACACAAGGGUCAAACAAAGAAUAUGUAUCGUGAUGAAAGUGGAUGUUUAUGUUUUUGGAGAAGCUGUUGGAUGUAUGUUGAGAGGGGAUUUGAUUUUAAAUUUAGCAAGGGAUACGAAUGUAAGAAAAUUAGAAAUGAAAUUUAUUGGUAAAACCAACACUCGUUGGAAUGAUGAUAAAAAAACCGUUUCCGAAGAGCGAGAGAUCAUUUCUCACACAUGGAAUUUUAUUGAAUCUUCAAAGAAAUCAAGAGAAAUCAAUACUAACGUAAUAAAUCCAUCUCGAUCUCGAUUCAAAUUACUCGUUCAGACGACAAACGCGGAAUUAGGGAAGGUGCAAUAUUAUCUAACGGCCAAAGCUUACAGGUCAAGAUUAUCAUCCAAGAUUCGAUUACAACAGCAAGUUGAAAUUUUACGUACGCUUCCUGAUCACAUCAAUUCUCAAGGGAUUGGAUUUGCAAGGGAAUUUAAUGAUAUGUUAUCUUAUGAGGUUAACAUUCCAAAGAAGGCUUAUCCAUUAGGGCAACAAAUUCCAAUCGAGAUGAAAAUUUGUCCGCAUGUGAAAAAUUUAAAAGUUACGGGGGUGGACGUACAAUUAUUUGAAAAAACAACUUAUACAUCAUGUGGUCAAAAGAUUACGGAUUCUCGCAUAGCCACAUUUCAAUCUUUAGAUUCAUUUGGAGAGAAUCGAUUAAUUGAAGAUGAAGAAGAAGGGGAUAUUGGAAAUAUUGUGUAUCAACAAAUAAUGAAUUUAAAUUUGCCAAUUUGUUCACGACCUGUUCAUUAUUCUUGCGCUACGCCGUUGAUCAGCGUAGCUCAUGACUUGAAAUUUAGUUUUCAAAUUUCUUUACCACAUAAAAAAGCGGAAUUAAAAAUAAGUGUACCUAUAACUAUAUUAUCUUGUAAAGCUAUAAAUGAUUAUAUUACUUUACCAAGUUAUGAAGAUGAUAGUUUUUAUUGCCCUUGUCAUCCAGAAUAUUUAAGGAUGGCAAAACUAAUUUUGGGGGAGAACGAAGGAAGUAGAACUUACGAGAACAACUGUCACGAUGGAAGACAUAAUCUUUUAAAUGUGCAAAGGAAUCAUUAUCACAGAGCUCCUCCAAGUUAUGAAGAUUCUGUUUCUGAACAAUAA
Molecule: messenger RNA, 1203 nt
Organism: Funneliformis mosseae
Lineage: Eukaryota; Fungi; Glomeromycota; Glomeromycetes; Glomerales; Glomeraceae
Source: the annotation of a GenBank genome assembly